Messenger RNA from Striga hermonthica, 603 nucleotides. Lineage: Eukaryota; Viridiplantae; Streptophyta; Magnoliopsida; Lamiales; Orobanchaceae. The record is from the annotation of a GenBank genome assembly.
AUGGGUUCUCUUAGCAAGGAUUCAAGGGAAGAAGUGAUUCAGGCAUGGUACAUGGAUGACAGCACUGAGGAUCAGAGACUUCCUCAUCAUAGGAACCCACAGGAAUUUGUGUCCUUUGAAAAACUUGAUGAGCUUGGAGUGCUUAGCUGGAGGUUAGAUGCUGACAACUAUGAAACAGAUCCAGAGCUGAAAAAAAUUCGCGAAGCUCGUGGAUAUUCUUACAUGGACUUCUGCGAAGUUUGUCCGGAAAAACUUCCAAACUACGAGGAGAAGAUUAAGAACUUUUUUGAAGAACAUCUGCACACUGAUGAGGAAAUUCGGUAUUGUGUUGCAGGGAGUGGUUAUUUUGAUGUGCGUGAUCGUGAUGAGUCUUGGAUCCGCAUUUGGGUGAAGAAAGGGGCCAUGAUUGUCCUACCAGCUGGGAUUUAUCAUCGUUUUACACUUGAUUCAGACAAUUAUAUCAAGGCAAUGCGGCUGUUUGUUGGUGAGCCUGUAUGGACCCCAUAUAAUCGCCCUCAUGAUCAUCUUCCUGCUAGGAAACAAUAUGUUGAGACCUUUGUGGAGAAGGCCGAAGCUGGUCAAGCUGUUGAUGCUGCAGCUUGA